Drosophila kikkawai is the source of this 3367-nucleotide messenger RNA. It is a transcript of the gene Hil, whose product is annotated as peptidase hillarin. NCBI's taxonomy places the organism in Eukaryota, Metazoa, Arthropoda, Insecta, Diptera, Drosophilidae. The record is from RefSeq and is a predicted model, not a curated record.
CUGAACGGUUCAGCGGCGGACGGUGUGCGUGUGCUCGAAUCUUGUGCCUGUGUACUGAACGCGCUCCAGUGUGUGUCUCUGUUUCUGCGCCUGCGCCUGUGUCUGUGUUUGCUUCUGCCAGCAGCGAUCGGACGGAUGACGAGGAUGAGCGGAUGAGCGGAUGAUGGCCGAAAGUGUCUGCGUCGCCCCCAGAACCAACAGCUUCACUCGGCAAACUCGACAAACCAGCCUGAAGCACUAGACGCCUUUGCCGAAUACCCGUAAAUUCCGCGCCAAGUGAAAUUAGAAGAGGAAAAGAAAAGUGACAAACUCAACAGGUCCCCCCGAAACCAGUCGGAAGACACACACAUACACAGAGCCUGAGCCACAACGGCGGCACUAUGUAUCGGCCAAAUUUCUACGAGUCGACUUGCCUGCGGUGCAGCGAGACCGUCUAUCAGGUAGAUCGUGUGGGGCCGCUCAAGGAUUUCACAUUCUUCCAUUCCGGUUGCUUCAAAUGCGUGCACUGCGGCACCAAGCUGACGCUCAAGACGUAUUUCAAUAAUCAGCACAAGCAGGAUGACAAAGAGGUAUAUUGCAGUUCACAUGUACCAAAGAGCGGACCCGGCCAUCUCGACCAGACCUCCGUGGGCAUUCGUCAGGCCCUGAAUGCGCCGCGCACCAACAAAUUCGUGAACGAACAGAUCCGGGGCACACGGAGCGAGAUCGAUGGUGGACCCUUGGGUGGUUCGCGUCAGUCCACACCCAAUGGCUACGGUGGCCGGGAUGUGAGCUCUCCGUCGCAGAACGACUCCGACUACAAAUACGGGCGCUUUGAUGCCAGUGCUCUUCACAUUGCCCACGCCCUCAAGCAAACGGAGAUCCAGAAGGCCUACAAUAAGGCACGCGAGAAGCCCAUCGAUUUCUACCUGGCUCGAGAGGAGCAAGCUCACCUCGAGAUGAAGCACCGCAAGGAGGAGGACGAUUUGUACCGGAAGUUUGCCCGCAAGCGAGAAGAGGAGGAUCGCAAGAUCCAGAACGAGUUCCAGGACGAGUGGGAGCGCGAGCUGCAACGGCUCACCCACAAGUUUGAGAAGGAGCUGGCCACCUCUCGUCGCAGCCGGGACGAGGCCAAUAUCCUCACACUGCGCCACGAGCAGCAGAAGGAGGACCUCGAGAAGAACAUGACCCUGCGGCGCAGCAAGAAGAAGGAGAGCAUCACCCGCAAGAUGCUGGAGCACGAGCGGUACGAGACCGCCGCCCUGGUGGAUCGCCAGUCCAGCGAGAUGCUGGAGCUGAUCAGUGCCCGGCGAUCGGAGUACAUGCAGAGCGAGAGCAUCUUCCUGGACGACGAGUUCAGUGAGGGUGCCGUGCCCAUUGAAUAUCCGCUGAAUGCCCCGGUUCCAGCACCGCCGGCAGUUAGCAAAUUCCAGAUCUACACCGAUCCCAUUGAGUUCGAGGAUGUGGACCGCAUUGCCAUCUCGGUGGCCCAGGAAGAUCAGAAGACGUUCACAGACCUGGUGCGCCAGCUAGUAGGACGCUGCACCACGGACAUCGAAAAGGCUCGCACCAUCUUCCGCUGGAUCACAGUCAAGAACCUGAAUGCCAUGCAUUUCGAUGACGACUUGCGGGGUGACACACCUAUGGGUCUGCUGCGAGGCAUAAAAUAUGGAACGGAGAGUUACCAUGUGCUGUUCAAGCGCCUCUGCAGCUAUGCCGGCCUGCACUGUGUGGUCAUUAAGGGUUAUUCCAAGAGUGCCGGCUAUCAGCCGGGAGUCAAGUUCCAGGAUUCGCGCUUCCGCAACUCCUGGAAUGCGGUCUAUGUGGCCGGAGCCUGGCGAUUCGUCCAAUGCAACUGGGGAGCUCGCCACCUGGUCAAUGCCAAGGAGGCUCCCAAGCAGGGACGCGGCAAGAACGACAGUCUGCGCUACGAGUACGAUGACCACUACUUCCUCACCGAUCCGCGCGAAUUCAUCUACGAGUUCUAUCCGCUGCAGGAGGAAUGGCAACUGCUUAAGCGUCCAAUUACCUUGCGCGAGUUUGAGAACCUGCCCUUUGUCCGCUCCCUCUUCUUCCGUUAUGGUCUGCACUUUGCGGACGAAGGAUACGGAGCUGUGGUCUUUACCGAUGACACUGGAGCGGCCACCGUGCGCAUUGCCAUGCCCACAGACAUGCAGAGCUGCCUGAUCUUCCACUACAAUCUCAAGUUCUACGACAGCGAUGAGGAGCUCUCCUAUGACGGUGUCUCCCUGAAGAGAUUCGUGAUGCAGUCGGUCAUUGGCAACAUUGUGGCGUUCCGGGUUCAUGCGCCUUGCUCUGGAGCCUUUCUGCUAGAUAUCUUUGCCAAUGCGGUCACGCCGCAGGAGUACCUUACCGGAGAACCCAUGAAGUUCAAGUCGGUGUGCAAAUUCAAGAUUUGCUGCGAGGAGCUGCAGACAGUUAUGGUUCCACUGCCGGAUUGCGCCAGCGGAGAGUGGGGACCGACGAAGGCCACCCGACUGUUCGGGCUCAUACCCAUCACGCAUCAGGAUCCGCUUAUCUUUGCCGGACGCAGCCUGGACCUGCAAUUCCGCAUGUCCCGUCCGCUGACAGAUUUUAUGGCCACGCUGCACAAGAAUGGCAUCGAGGAGAAGAAGCUGGCCAAGUAUGUGACUCACAGCACGCUGGACGACAUUGUCACGUUUAUCAUUAACUUCCCCGAGGAAGGCCAAUAUGGUCUCGACAUAUACACGCGUGAAUUGGGCGCCCCCCAGCACCAUCAUCAGCAUCACAAUAACAACAACUCCUCAUCGUCCUCCGGCGAGAAACAUUUGUUGACGCACUGUUGUAAAUAUUUAAUCAACUCGUCGAAGCGGAAUUAAAACGGCUGCUGAGCGGACGCUGGAAUGGAUACGGGAAAGGAAGGAUGGUCAGAUGGAUGGAUGGGUAGAUGGAGGCAUUCUAAGCAAACACACAAACAAAAUGCAAUAUUAAUUAUAGCCUACGCUUAAGCGGAAACUUAACAAACGUUUACCACAUCACAAAAUUAGGCAGGUGCUAAAAGUACAACCCUGGACGAAAAAUCUGGCGAAUCCCUGGUCACACGAGGACAUUGAAAAGGAACAUUGAUUUUGCUCAACCACAAUCGGAACUUGUAAAUACUCUAGAUUCUAAUCAUUAGACCUUAAAGAUGCCUAGUAAUACCAACCCUGAAAGCAGCUCUUAAUUAACUUGUACACAUCUACUGAAUAAUGCUUAAUAAUUUAUUAUAUAAAACGCAACGUUGCCCCUUAUGCAUCAACUUUUAUACAUAUCGUGUAUGCCUACGACGACCUUGAAUUAAAAUGUUUAAUGUUUUUUUUGUUUAAGCGUUCAUAAAAUAAUGUGAAUAAACCCUUAUACAAUAGUU